AUGUCUGUGGGGCCCGAGACAGGGGAGGGCCCCCAGGGGGCCCCCUCUCCAUCAUCAUCUAUGGGGGCCCCACUGUUAACACAAGAAAUACCCUUAGGGUGCCUCCUUCCUGCUCAUUCUCCUCCCCAGGGGCCCCCCUCUCCUCUAUUUCGUUCCAACAAGGGGGCCCCCCCUCAGGGUACUGUACCCUCUACCCGCCGUCAGCUGCCGCCCUUCCUUGGGCCCUCCUUUACUAAAGAAGACAGCAGCAACUUGGGGGCCCUCUUUGUCCGUCUUCCUAUAGAAGGGGGGCCCCCCGAGGGGACCCAAGGGGGGCCCCCAGGGGUGACCCCAGGGGGGGCCCCUAAGGGGCCCCGCCAAGUACCCUUUUACCUUAUGCCGCUGUCUUUUAUUGCUGCAGCAAUACCUGAGGUAUUAGGAGAUGUAGAGUUUAUAGGGGCCCAGCUGCUGCAGGACCCAGAGGCAGCAGCAGCAGCAGCACGCAGCAGCAGCAGCAGCAGCAGCAGCAGCAAUGGACUAAAGACAGAGGGUACAGGGAGAGAGAGGGGCCCCAUGCAACCUGCUAUACUUAAGAGGGGCCCCUCAAGAGGAGAGGGCCCUUUGGGUAUUCGCAGACGCCUGGAGUCUCCUCUGCAGCAGCAGCAGCAGCAGCAACAGCAGCAGCAACAGCAGCAGCAGCGCAUCAAUCCCUCACCAGGAGGGGGCAGCCAGCAGCAAAUACCUACUGCAGGGGGCCCCUCAGGCGAUCUGCUGCUGCUGCGGUUUGCUGCGACAAUCCAAAGCAGCAGCAGCAGCAGCAGCAACAGCAGCAGCAGCAGCAGCAGCAGCAGCAGAGUUACAUGGAAUGAAGUGCUGCGGCCUAUACCUGUAGAAGUGCAGCAGCAAGGGCCCCCCCGUGCAGCAGCAGCAGCAGCAGCAGCAGCACCGCGGACCCCACUCAGCCCUAUUACAAGCUCGCAGCAGCAGCAGCGGCAGCAGCAGCAACAGCAGCAGCAGCAGCAGCGGGUGCGCCUUGUAUACGUAGGUAUAUCCGGUCUACUGCUGCUGGGGCCCCAAGAGGGGCCCCCUCGUCCUGCUGCUGCUCUUGCUGCUUUCCCUCCCUGCAGCGCUGCAGUGUAUGCGCAGCAUGCUGCUCUAAGCAGCAGCAGCAGCAGCAGCAGCAGCAAGAGUUUGCUGCAGCUGCUGCCACCUCCUCUUAGAGCAGCUGCGGCAGCAAUUUUGCCCAGUGGGGGUGCCUCAGCAGCAGCAACAGCAGCAACAACAGCAGCAGCAGCAGCAGCAGCAGCAGAUGGAGCAGCAGCAGCAGCAACACCAGCAGCAGCAGAUGCUGCAGCAGGACCAUCACCAGCAUCAAUAGAAACACCAAGAACACCUGCAUCUACCCAACAGGAAGGAGGAGGAGCAGCAGCAACAGAAGCAGCAGCAGCAGCAGCAGCAGCAGCAGGUAGACAUGGUGCAUGCGCUGCUGGUGCUUCUUGUAAGAAAGUGCAGCAACGGCUAUUGGGUGUAAUGAGGAGGGAGGAAGCUGCUGCUGCUGCUGCUGCUGCUCGUUCCUUACGCUUAAUACUGCAACAGCAGCAGCAACAGCAGCAGCAGCAGCAGCAGCAGCAGCAGGGUAAUGACGACUGGGCUACCGUAGGGCACGGAGAUGCCUGCGCAUGCAGCAGCAGCAGCAGCAGCAGCAGCAGCAGCGAAGAUGAAGAUGCAGCAGAGACAGCAGCAGCACUCUUCCCUCUUCUUGGCAGCAAAACACCAGACAAAGAAGCAGCAACUCCCAGGGCAGCAGCAGCAGCAGCAGCAACAGCAGCAGGAACACCCACAGCAGCAGCAGCAGGAAGAGGAGAAGCUGCUGCUGCUGCUGCUGCAGCAGCAGCAGAUGCAGGAAUAAAGAGGGAAGAGGCUUCUUCUUUAAUGGAGACAGACACCCGAGAAGGAGACACCAUUAAAAAGGAGACAACUGCAGCAGCAGCAGCAGCAGCAGCAGCAGCAGAAUCUCCUGCUGCAGCAGCAGCAUCUGCUGCAGCAUCAUCAGAUGCAGCAACAGGAGAAGAUGCUGCUGCUGCUGCUGCUGCUGCUGCUGUUGCUGCACUACCUUUAUCCUUAAGAGAUCCAUGGGCAGCAUUUGAAGAAAAUAAAGAAUGCAAACAGCGCGACAAAGGGAGCCAACAACAAGAGCAGCAGCAGCAACGCCACCACCACCAGCAACAGCAGCAACAGCAGCUGCAGCAGCAGCAGCAGCAGCAGCAGCAGCAGCAGCAAGAAACGUCGAGGAGAGAAAUGGGUAUUAUGCAAAGUAUUUAA
Molecule: messenger RNA, 2301 nt
Organism: Eimeria maxima
Lineage: Eukaryota; Apicomplexa; Conoidasida; Eucoccidiorida; Eimeriidae
Exons: 2
Coding region: 1-2301 (766 amino acids)
Source: RefSeq, a predicted model, not a curated record